AUGAAAUACAAGAAGCGUAAAUUUCGUGUCUGCGAUUAUUUGCCGAAACAACCACUCAUGUCGAAAGAGAUUCGUACAAAAGUAAUCGACUGGUAUGUGCUAAUGCAGGAAGAUUUUGAGCUGAACCAUGAGGUGCUCUAUCAUGCUGUCAAAAUUUUCGAUCUCUAUUUGAGCGCUACGGAAAAAAACAAAGAUUUUGUAUGUAUUGCAGCAGCCUCAUUGAUUCUUGCCAGCAAAAUCGAUGUUAGUUUUUGUCAAAUUUCCACUUUUGUACUCUUUUACAUCGUUUGUCCCACGCGCUUUCCAACCAAAAUACGCCUUUUGGGGAUGGCCAGUAUGACUCAGUAG
Molecule: messenger RNA, 348 nt
Organism: Gongylonema pulchrum
Lineage: Eukaryota; Metazoa; Nematoda; Chromadorea; Rhabditida; Gongylonematidae
Source: the annotation of a GenBank genome assembly